This is a messenger RNA of Podarcis raffonei (Aeolian wall lizard), 966 nucleotides long. Its product is annotated as olfactory receptor 52D1-like. Gene Ontology annotation, cellular component: membrane. The transcript has 2 exons. NCBI's taxonomy places the organism in Eukaryota, Metazoa, Chordata, Lepidosauria, Squamata, Lacertidae. The record is from RefSeq and is a predicted model, not a curated record. The coding region runs from base 1 to 966 and encodes 321 amino acids. Gene Ontology annotation, molecular function: G protein-coupled receptor activity; olfactory receptor activity. Gene Ontology annotation, biological process: G protein-coupled receptor signaling pathway.
AUGCUCCUUCCUUCCAACAUGACGCCAGCCUCUCCUGCCUCCUUCCUUCUGACGGGCAUCCCAGGCCUGGAGCGCCUCCACGGCUGGCUCUCCAUCCCCUUCUGCGCCAUGUUCUCCGUUGCCCUCCUGGGCAACUCGGCCGUCGUCCUGGUGGUGGCGAAGGAGCAGGCCCUCCACCAGCCCAUGUACAUCUUCCUGGCCAUGCUGGCCCUCAACGACGUGGCUCUCUGCCUGGUCAUCGUCCCCAAGGCGCUGGCCAUCUUCUGGUGGCGAGCGGAGGAGAUCUCCUUCCAGGGCUGCCUGGCCCAGAUGUUCUUUGUCCACGCCUUCUUCCUCUCCGAGUCGGCCAUCUUGCUCGCCAUGGCCUUCGACCGCUUCGUGGCCAUCUGCCGGCCACUGCGGUACAUGGCCAUCCUCACUGGCACCACCCUGGCCAGGAUUGGGGCCAGCCUGGUGGCCAGGAGCGUCUGUGCGGUGGUCCCGGGGGUCUUCCUCCUCCGCAGGCUGCCCUACUGCCGCACCAACGUGAUCCGCCACACCUACUGUGAGAACAUGGGCAUCGCCAAGCUGGCCUGCGCAGACGUCACACUCAACAGCGCCUACGGCUUGGCGGCCGCCUUCCUGACCACCGGCCUGGACGCCAUCCUCGUGGUGGUCUCCUAUGUCCUCAUCCUGCGGGCUGUCCUGAGGCUGCCGUCCAGAGACGCCCGGCUCAAGGCCUUGGGCACCUGCGGGUCCCAUGUGGGCGUCCUGGCAGUCUUCUACAGCCUGGCUUUCUUCUCCUUCUUCACCCACCGCUUUGGCCACAGCGUCCCCCACCACGUCCACAUCCUCCUGGCCAACCUCUACCUCCUGGUGCCCCCCACCCUAAACCCCAUCGUCUACGGGGUGAAGACCAAGGAGAUCCGGGGGCAUGUCCUUGGCCUGCUGAGACGGAAGGGCAGUGCCCCCCAGUUUGGGGUCUGA